Molecule: messenger RNA, 618 nt
Organism: Arabis nemorensis
Lineage: Eukaryota; Viridiplantae; Streptophyta; Magnoliopsida; Brassicales; Brassicaceae
Source: the annotation of a GenBank genome assembly
AUGGCUUGGAAAGUGAUCCAGAGAACAAGAGCGCGUAAUAUUGAGAACCGAAGCAAAUUAAAGAUAAUGCAUGCUCUUGGAAAAAAGAGCUUGGCAAGAAUAGCUUAUGAAGUUCUAGAAGAGACGGGCAUAGAACCGAGUCGGGGUGAGCAUUUUAUUGCAUCACUCACAAGAUCAGAUGGAAGUUUUGUUUGCAAUGAAGCAAAAAUUUGUGCGGAUAAGCUUACACAAGUCAUAAAUCAAAACAUUCAAAAUGAAGCAUCAACUAAUAAGAAUGGUUCAAAGGAUGCAUUUGAACAAGUAUUUGAUCCUGAACAUUCUGGAAGAGUUCGAUGUGUAGGACGUGGCCCGACACCAUCCAAAUACUUUAAGAGAUUGGAAACGCAAACAUCAAGUGCUGCUGAGAUGGUUGAGAUUAAGUCUUACGUGAAAAGACUUGAAGAUAAGGUUGAUAUAAUGGCUUCUGCUCUUCAGACUCUGAUUUUAAAGACUCAAUUCCAAGGGAGCACAAAAUUUAACGACCUUCAUCAAACAUCCAGUAACUCUAGUGAUCAGGAACAUAAUCAUAAUUUUGGAAAUAUGAUCAAGAGGCAGAGCCAGGAGAAGAGAAAGCAAUAA